GGCAAUUAAGCAUCGCUCCCUUUCACUUUGGCAUGCAGAUGCAGUCUCUCUCUAGAAAAAAGGCCCGGCCAGACUCAUCCCCUCCAAACCAACUAGUGGCCUGGUAGCAGCAGCAUUGUGGAAGGGCAGGGCAGGGCAGGGCAGAGUUCCUCUUCCUCGGGUAUAAAAAGGCAGGCAGGCAGCGAGCUGGGGCGAGAGAGAGAGAGACGACAGAGCAGAGCAGGAGGAGGAGAAGACGAUUCUCGGAAUCCCCAAACUGACUCCACUCCCCUUCCUCCUCCUACCUAAGCUAAUCAAGAAGCAGCAGCUAGCAUGGUUGAGGCUGCGCAUCAUCAGCAGCCGCCGGCUCUCGUCUUCGACGCCGCCCGCCUGAGCAGCCAGGCCGACAUCCCGCAGCAGUUCCUCUGGCCGGCCGACGAGAGCCCCACCCCGGACGCCGCCGAGGAGCUGCCCGUGCCGCUCAUCGACCUGUCCGGCGGCGCCGCCGACGCCGAGGUGGUCCGGCAGGUGGGCGAGGCCUGCGAGCUGCACGGCUUCUUCCAGGUGGUCAGCCACGGCAUCGACCAGGCGCUGCUGGCGGAGGCCCACCGCUGCAUGGACGCCUUCUUCACGCUGCCCCUGCACGAGAAGCAGCGCGCGCAGCGGCGCCAGGGCGAGAGCUGCGGCUACGCCAGCAGCUUCACGGGCCGCUUCGCCUCCAAGCUGCCCUGGAAGGAGACCCUGUCGUUCCGCUACCACUCGGCGGCGGCGGCGGCGGCGGACGGCGGCGUCGCCGACUACUUCGUGGAGAAGCUGGGCGAGGAGUACCGGCACCACGGCGAGGUGUACGGGCGCUACUGCUCGGAGAUGAGCCGGCUGUCGCUGGAGAUCAUGGAGGUGCUGGGGGCGAGCCUCGGCGUGGGGCGCGCCCACUUCCGGCGAUUCUUCGAGGGGAACGACUCCAUCAUGCGCCUCAACUACUACCCGCCCUGCCAGCGUCCCUACGAGACGCUCGGCACCGGCCCGCAUUGCGACCCCACCUCGCUCACCAUCCUCCACCAGGACGACGUCGGCGGCCUGCAGGUCUUCGCCGCCGGCCGCUGGCUCUCCAUCCGCCCCCACGCCGGCGCCUUCGUCGUCAACAUCGGAGACACCUUCAUGGCGCUCUCCAACGGCCGCUACAGGAGCUGCCUCCACCGCGCCGUCGUCAACAGCCGCGUGCCGCGCCGCUCGCUGGCCUUCUUCCUCUGCCCGGAGAUGGACAAGGUGGUGCGGCCGCCGGGGGAGCUGGUGGACGCCAACAGCCCGCGGGAGUACCCGGAUUUCACGUGGCGGGCGCUGCUGGACUUCACCAUGAGGCACUACAGGGCGGACAUGAGGACGCUCGAGGCAUUCUCAAACUGGAUCCGCCAUGGGCAUGGCCACCACCUCUGAUUGCUGCAGCAUAUCUGGAUUCUGGAUUUGCAUUGCCAUUGCUCUGCUCUGCUCUGUUGUCAUCCUGCACUCUAGCUAGGAUGUAUGUCAUCCAUCGGAAUUCAAGAUGUAGGUUGAGUUAUAUAUGUAGUAGAAGAAGAAGAAGGAAGACGAUGAGAACGAGAGAUUGGAUCGUCCAGCCAAAUUGAGAUAUAUGAAAUCAAAUCAAGUUUGAUUAUAAAUUCUUUCAAUUAUAUA
Messenger RNA from Panicum hallii, 1650 nucleotides. RefSeq names its product gibberellin 20 oxidase 1-D-like. NCBI's taxonomy places the organism in Eukaryota, Viridiplantae, Streptophyta, Magnoliopsida, Poales, Poaceae. The coding region runs from base 313 to 1413 and encodes 366 amino acids. Gene Ontology annotation, molecular function: gibberellin 20-oxidase activity. The transcript has a single exon. Gene Ontology annotation, biological process: gibberellin biosynthetic process; response to light stimulus; flower development. The record is from RefSeq and is a predicted model, not a curated record.